This is a messenger RNA of Sphaeramia orbicularis (orbiculate cardinalfish), 4330 nucleotides long. RefSeq names its product NACHT, LRR and PYD domains-containing protein 12-like. Gene Ontology annotation, molecular function: protein binding. The transcript has 11 exons. NCBI's taxonomy places the organism in Eukaryota, Metazoa, Chordata, Actinopteri, Kurtiformes, Apogonidae. Bases 351 to 3812 code for a protein of 1153 amino acids. The record is from RefSeq and is a predicted model, not a curated record.
AAACUCCGCCCACUUCCUCCUGUUUGGCUGAAGACACACCCACUUCCUGUUCAGACUCAGAUCCUGUUGCAGCCUUUGGUCCAGACCUGAGGAACGCCACCGAGAUCAGCACUGAAACUAAAUUCAAAUAUUCUGGAAGUGUUGGACAUGAAGUGCAUCACAGAGUCUUCACCAGCGAACGGCGCCAUGUUGAGAGUCCAGGAAGAGCAAUUCCACCUUAAGGAAGUAAAGGAGGUUUUCAGAUUUCCACACAUCGUCGUCAGCUGAGGAUGAGUCUUCACAUGGUUCUCCAUCACUUGGUUGUUUAAGGUGGAGAUCUUCUUCUGACAGCUCUUUGAAGGGAGGACAGGAUGGAGACACAGGACCAUCUGCAAAUUCUGGAAAAGCUGUCCAACGAUGACUUAAAAAAGUUCCAAUGGUGCCUGAAGGACAGGGUCUUCCUGAAGGGGCUCCCCUUAAUUCCACCGUAUAAACUGGAGAACGCAGACAGGAUGGAGACAGUGGACCUGGUGAUGCAGUGCUAUAGUCGUCAAACUCUGAAGGUUGUUGUGAAGAUUUUGGAGAAGAUUCCCAGGAAUGACCUUGUGGACGAGUUAAAUGAACAGUUCUGUGUAUCUGAAGGUGGACCCGAUGUGCUGAGACAAUAUGAGGACAGAAAGGAUGGAGAGAUGAGACCUGGACUUGGACCCGGACCCAGCUUUGUGUCCAAGAAGCCUCAUGUUCAAGGGUCCAAACACCAUCAUCAGUCUGUUGAACAGCACCCAGAGACUAAGAUCAGAGGACAUCCUUCUGGAUCUGAACCAGAGCCUGAACCUGAUCCUGAUCCCAGGCCCAAGAGUGCCAGUUGUAAGGGCCAUCAUGUUGAUGAAGGCGGACCACAGUCUGCUGAUCACAGGAUCCAUCAAAGACCAGCCUGUGCUGUGUCUACUCAUGUCUCUGAGGACAGCGUUCCGUUCGUUGAACCGACUGAAUGUGAAGACCAGUGGAUCCAUCAGCAGAGUCCAGACCCUGGUGAACCCAGUGGUCUAUUAAACAACAUGGGAGAUGUUUUACCUCCACAUUUGGAUUCUGGAAACCGUGUUGUGAGUGAGUGUCAGCGAAGACAUAAGAUUAACCUGCAGCAGAAGUUUGAGUGUGUGUUUGAGGGCAUCGCUAAAGAAGGACUCCCCAAAACCCUCCUGAACCAGAUCUACACAGAGCUCUACAUCACAGAGGGAGGGGCUACAGAGGUCAACCAGGACCAUGAGGUCAGACAGAUUGAAACAGCAUCCGAGAAACCAGACAGACCACCAACAACCAUCAGAUGUAAUGACAUCUUCAAAAGCACAAAUGACAGACAUCAGCCAAUCAGAACAGUGCUGACAAAGGGCGUGGCCGGCAUCGGGAAAACCAUCUUAACACAGAAGUUCAAUCUGGACUGGGCUGAAGACAAAGCCAACCAGGACAUCCACUUCAUAUUUCCACUCACCUUCGAACACCUGAAUGUGCUGAAACAGAAGAAGUUCAGCUUGGUGGAACUGGUUCAGCACUUCUUCACUGAAACCAAAGAAGCAGGAAUCUGGAUCUUUGAAGACUUCCAGGUGGUGUUCAUCUUAGAUGGUCUGGAUGAGUGUCGACCUCCUCUGGACUUCAACAACACUCAGAUCCUGACUGAUGUGACAGAGUCCAGCUCAGUGGAUGUGCUGCUGAUGAACCUCAUCAGGGGGAACCUGUUUCCCUCUGCUCGCCUCUGGAUAACCACACGACCUGCAGCAGCCAAUCAGAUCCCUGCUCAGUGUGUGGACAUGGUGACAGAGGUCAGAGGGUUCACUGACCCACAGAAGGAGGAGUACUUCAGGAAGAGGUUCACAGAUGAAGAACAGACCAACACGAUCAUCUCCCACAUCCAGAGGUCCCAAAGCGUCCACAUCAUGUGUCACAUCCCAGUCUUCUGCUGGAUCACUGCUACAGUUCUGGAGGACAUGUUGAAGACCACAGACAGAAGACAACUGCCCAAGACCCUGACUGAGAUGUACAUCCACUUCCUGGUGGUUCAGACCAAACUGAAGAACAUCAGGUAUGAUGGAAGAUCUGGGACAGAUUCACCCUGGAGUCCAGAGACCAGGAAGAUGAUUGAGUCUCUGGGAAAACUGGCCUUUGAGCAGCUGAAGAAAGGAAACCUGAUCUUCUAUGAAUCCGACCUGACAGAGUGUGGCAUCGACAUCAACUCAGCCUCAGUGUACUCAGGAGUGUUCACAGAGGUCUUCACAGAGGAGAUCGGACCGUACCAGGACAAGAGGUUCUGCUUCGUCCAUCUGAGUGUCCAGGAGUUUCUGGCUGCUCUUCAUGUCCAUCAGACCUUCACCAACACUGGAGUCAAUCUGCUGUCAGAAAAAACGUCUGUUUGGUCUAAACUAUUAAGGGUCAAACCAGUCCAGUUGUACCAGACCGCUGUGGACCAGGCCUUACAGAGUCCAAAUGGACACCUGGACCUGUUCCUGCGCUUCCUCCUGGGUCUAUCACUGCAGACCAAUCAGAGUCUCCUACACAGUCUGGUGAAACCAACAGGAAGCAGCUCAACAACCAACCAGAAAACUGUAGAGUACAUCAAGAAGAAGAUCAGUGAGAAUGUGUCUGCAGAGAGAAGCAUCAACCUGUUCCACUGUCUGAAUGAACUGGAGGAUCGGUCUCUGGUGGAUCAGAUCCAAAAGUACCUGAGAUCAGGACGUCUGUCCACAGAACAACUGUCUCCUGCUCAGUGGUCAGCUCUGGCCUUCAUCUUACUCUCAUCAGAAAAAGACCUGGAUGUGUUUGACCUGAAGGAAUACUCUGCUUCAGAGGAGGUUCUUCUACGGCUGCUGCCGGUGAUCAAAGCCUCCAGAACAGCUCUGUUGAGUGGCUGUAAUCUGUCGGAGAGAAGCUGUGAAGCUCUGUCUUCAGUUCUCAGCUCCAGAUCGUCUUGUCUGAGGGAGUUGGACAUGAGCAACAACGACCUGAUGGAUUCAGGAGUGAAGAAACUGUGUUCUGGACUGGAGAGUCGUGAAUGUAAACUGGAAAAUCUCAGAUUGUCAGGAUGUCUGAUCACAGAAGAAGGAUGUAGAUCUCUGGCCUUAGCUCUGAUGGCCAAUCCCUCCUACCUCCGGGAGCUCGACCUCAGCUACAACCAUUUAGAAGAAUCAGGAAAGAAAUAUCUGUCUGGUGCAGUGAACAGUCCACAUUGGAACCUGGAAACUCUCAGGUUGGACCAUAAUGGACUACAGUGGUUAGAACCGGGGCUGAAGAAGUAUUUCCGUGAACUCACACUGGAUGAAAACACAGCUAACGAAAAACUCAAACUGCGCAAAGGCGACAGGGCGGUGACAUGUGUGAAGGAGAAGCAGCCACGUCCUGACCACAAAGACAGGUUCUUAAAGUGUCCUCAGCUGCUGUGUUCGACUGAUCUGAGCGGUCGCUGUUACUGGGAAGUCGAGUGGCGAGGGCAGGUUUUCACAGCGGUGACGUACGAAGGAAUCGGAAGGAAAGGGCGUGGCGACGACUGCGAGUUCGGAGGAAACGAACAGUCCUGGAGUCUGAUCUGUGAUGAUCAAUACUCAGUCCAUCACAACAACGUGGAAACAGACCUCCCUCAGUCCUCCUCCUCCUCCGAUCAGGUGGCGGUCUACGUGGACUGUCCGGCUGGAUCUCUGUCCUUCUACAGAGUCUCAUCAGACAAACUGAUCCACCUCUACACCUUCAACACCACAUUCACUCAGCCUCUCUUCGCUGGGUUUUGGCUAUACUCUGGUUCCUCGGUGUCUCUGUGUCGUCCAAAGAAGGGAAAGUCUUCUCCGUGAAGUUCCUCCAGGAGUCUGGGUCUGCUCCAGGUUUCUGCCUGUUAAAAGGAAGUUUUUCCUUCCACUGUCACCAGUCACUAGUGUUUAGAGUGGCUUAGAGUCUGGUUUGGACCAACUCGAUAUGUAAAGUGUCAUGACAUAAAUUUUGUUAUGAUUUGGCACUGUAUAAAUAAAAUUUGAUUGGUUGAUUGAUUGAUUAAUUGCUUCUGAAACCUCAAAAGGUGAAGAUACACCAACCCGAAUUUUGACGGUCGGUCGUCGUUGGUCAGUCUGCUGAGGUCGGUGACAUGAGUUAGUUUGGUGAGUUCCGUUCAAUCGUCCAUCAUUAAUGUCGUCUCUAGUCUUUUCAGCCAAUUCAACAUGAGUAAUCGUCCACUCCCUGUCGUUCAGUCGGACAAAUCUGAUUGGUGGAGGGAUAGUCCUGGACUAGUGAAUCAGUGAAGGAGAAGUUUCCAUGUGAAUCCAGCUGUGCCAAAGUACUGCACACUAUUAUUGUCUUCUAGAAUAGUCCAUUCACU